This is a messenger RNA of Trematomus bernacchii (emerald rockcod), 5203 nucleotides long. RefSeq names its product stromal interaction molecule 2b (gene stim2b). Gene Ontology annotation, biological process: store-operated calcium entry; intracellular calcium ion homeostasis; activation of store-operated calcium channel activity. The record is from RefSeq and is a predicted model, not a curated record. Gene Ontology annotation, cellular component: plasma membrane; endoplasmic reticulum. Bases 1201 to 3534 code for a protein of 777 amino acids. Gene Ontology annotation, molecular function: calcium ion binding; protein binding; calcium channel regulator activity. NCBI's taxonomy places the organism in Eukaryota, Metazoa, Chordata, Actinopteri, Perciformes, Nototheniidae. The transcript is spliced from 12 exons.
UAAGAUGACAUAAAAACAACCUUUAAGUGUGUCAUGAUUCGUAUGUUUUGCACCCGGUUCAAGACUCAAUUCAAGCUCUAAAACCCCCCCCAAAAAGAAAAAUGGUUUUGCCUAUUAUUCCUGCACGAAACCCGGGGUCGCAUGGAAGAGAUGCAUGGCUGAAUUUCGCUUAAAACACAAAUCCCUCCGCUCAUGUGUUGCAUACAUGCCGGCAGUAGUAGUCGUGGCCAAAUUGAAAGCCCUGUCUCCCCCCUUCCUCCUCCUCCCUCCCUCCUGUCCUGAUGUCAAAGCAGUUUGCAUACUGACUUCCGCCCCGCUCGGCUUUCCCUCCCUCUGCAUCGGCCGGCGAGCAGCUGAUAUGACAGGAGGAUACAGUAUCACACCGUGAAAAGCUGACUUAAAAACUUCAUGUGGAAAGUAGGCGGAUGUGGCGGGCGCUCGAUACAGGUGUGAUAAGGAUUAGGGGAAACGGAGGAGUCUUUUCUUUUUUUGAUGCGAUGGGAUUUGCUACUUUCGUGUGAAGAGGCGGACCUAUGAGACGCUCAAUAUGCUGAAGCUGUCCCCGGUGUUUGUAUACUGUACGUGGAAGUACAGAGACUAUUUUCUUCAAACUCACAGGCCUACGUAAGGAUUUAACACUUGAUAUUAUUCCUAUCUCCCGGAUAUCUUGGGUAGAACAGCUCACUACCAUUGGGUCUGUUUUUGUUUUGAGGGGAUUCCUUCAGCGGCUGCAUGUGCUGUGCAGCCUAUUCACCACACGGUCUUUUCCCCUAGCAAUAUCUUUUUUAUAAAUUCAUACAAUUAGACAUGGGGGUCUGGCUUGUCGUAGCUCCCAGCAGGCACCCCUCUGAAACAGCCAGUAAACCCAUUAGAGGCUAUUAAUCUUUUUUGGAGGGGGUCUUAUUUCAAAGUCGUUGACCCACGAUGAACUAUUACUUGGUAGGUAUUUUUUCGUGACAGCAAUGAGUGCUAAUUGUCAAGCAAAUUGCCGGAUUAUUCUUGAAGUUAUUUAUUUUUAAGGUGUCUCUUUUAAUUGUGACACCCCGUAUUUCUUCUGCUUAAAAAAGACUAUUUUUCUCUUUUUUUUUUUUUUUUUUGACUGGCUACUGCUGGUCUGAACCUGACAUUUUUUUCUUCGGGAUUGCCCCAGUCAUCCCCACUGUAACGGAUACCUAGGCUUUCCCCUCAUUUUGUUCCACCAUGAGUUACAUCCACAAGGUAUUGAAUGUAUUGCUACGUGGACUCGUCAUCUAUGCGGUACUGGGGUGCACUUACUCGAAUGAUCUACCCAGCAGCCCCCCGUCUGAUGCUGCAAAUGUAGCCACCACAGACCCCUGUCUCAUCGUGAUUCCGCCAUGCAUGGGCGAGGAGGACCGCUUCAGUCUGGAUGCGCUGCGGCACAUCCACAAACAGCUGGACGACGACAACGACGGGGGAAUAGAAGUCAACGAGAGUGUGGAGUUUAUAAUAGAAGACAUGAAACAGCAGCAGACCAACAAGCACAGCAACCUGCACCGUGAGGACCAGCACAUCACCGUGGAGGAGCUGUGGAAGGGCUGGAAGGCCUCCGAAGUCCACAACUGGACGGUGGAUCACGCGGUGGAGUGGCUGAAGGAGUCCGUGGAGCUGCCGCAGUACGAGAGGCACUUCCGGGACUUCAGAGUCACGGGGAACACUUUACCUCGAAUGGCGGCAAAUGAACCGUCGUUUAUGUCGAUGCAGUUGAAGAUAUUAGACCAGCGGCAUAAACAAAAGCUUAAUCUAAAGGCACUAGACGCGGUGCUUUUCGGCCCUCCUCUACGUCCGCAACACAACUGGUUGAAAGACUUUGUCCUGAUGGUUUCCAUAGUGAUAGGUGUCGGGGGCUGCUGGUUCGCCUACGUGCAGAACAAGUCCAGCAAGGUGCACAUCUCUCAGAUGAUGAAGGAUCUGGAGAGUCUGCAAAACGCUGAGCAGAGCCUCAUGGACCUGCAGAGCCGGCUGGAGAAGGCGCAGGAGGAGAACCGGACGGUGGCCGUGGAGAAGCAGACCCUGGAGCAGAAGAUGCGAGAUGAGAUCAACGGCGCAAAGACGGAGGCUCACCGGCUGCGAGAGCUGAGGGAGGGCGCCGAGUGUGAACUCAGCCGGCUGAAAUACGCCGAGGAAGAGCUAGUACAGGUUCGAAAGGCCCUGAAGCGAGCGGAGAAGGAGAUGCACUCGGAGCGCUCGGUGCCCGAAGCUCUGCAGAAGUGGCUCCAGCUCACACACGAGGUGGAAGUCCAGUACUACAACAUCAAGAAACAGAGCGCUGAGUUCCAGCUCUCCGUCGCCAAAGAAGAGGCAGAGAAAAUCAAGAAGAAAAGAGGGUCUGUGUUUGGAACCCUCCAUGUAGCCCACAGCUCAUCACUGGAUGAGGUGGACCACAAGAUACUAGAAGCAAAGAAAUCCCUGUCGGAGGUGACGGCGUGCCUCAGGGAGCGUCUGCACCGCUGGCAGCAGAUCGAGAAGCUCUGCAACUUCCCCGUGGUCAACAACUCGGGGCUGCCCAGCCUGACGGCCAGCCUCUACUCCGACCACAGCUGGGUGGUCAUGCCCAGAGUCUCCGUGCCCCCCUACCCCAUCGCAGGAGGGGUGGACGACCUGGACGAGGACACGCCUCCCAUCAUUCCGCAGUUCACUACGGCCACGUUGAUCCGGCCCUCUCUGACCCGCAGCAGCAGCCUGUGCCGGUCCCGCCGCAGCCUGCUGAGCUCCCCCCAGUCCUCGCUGAUGUCCCCGGACCCCGACCUGCUCUCCAUGGCCAGCUCGUCCCUCUCCUAUCGCUCCGAGGCCGACGACGAACAUAUCAUGUUCAGCUCGGAUAGGAGGGGGUAUGUAGCGGUGGCCGGGACGCCGCGGAAUGGCUUUACAGUUUGGACUCACAGGCACCCCAGGGACCCCAGGGACCCCUCUCAGGAGUGCUGCUCCGACACAGACUCUCUCGGCUCCUCCAUGAGCCGCAAGCAGCUGCACAACCCCUGCACGCCGGGCUCGGAGACCCCGUACCGCAAGAUCUCCCGCGAGGAGCUGCUGCUGUUCGCCCAGAGGGAGAACAUGGAGCUGCCCGCCUCCACCCACACCCCCCACACCCCCAGCAGCAGCAGCAGCAGCAGCCUCAGGGACUCCACGCCUCCUCCUCUGCCCCACCAGGCCAGCACCCCCUCCGGCUCCCCCUCCCCGGCCCUGGAGCACCACCCGUUCCCCCACAGAGGCUCGCCAGACAUCACCCGCUCCAUCCCAGAGUCCCAGAGCAUGACCUUCUCCCAGGGGAACGCCACCUCUCCCACGGGCAAAGGAAUGUACAACGGCAUCCUGGAGAAGUCCUACAGCUACAGCCAGCUGCCCGCCAGCAUGCUGCCCAACAAGGGCCGCAACCCCUCCCUCACCUCCCUGGACUCAGGCGUGGGACGGGAGUACAAGCUCCAGAGCACCUCCUCCCAGGACUCCAGCGACAAUGGAGAGAAAAUCAAGCGCUCCUCCUCUAAAAUCAAAAGCUUAUUUAAGAAGAAGAAAUAAAACUUGAGAUAGCGAGAGAAAGAAAUCAAAUAUAAAGAGUCGUUUUAGCCCCAAUACUAAAAAAAACAAAAAAAAUGGACAUCACUGUAAGCUAAAACAUCUUCUCUGGUAUUUUCUUCUUUUUGUCGUCAAAGAUGGAAUGUAGCUCAGUCUGGGUGCCUUAAAACGCCUCGGACUGGUAGCCUUAUUUUUCAAUAAUGCCUUUUUAUUUAGUUCACUCAUAGCCUCACAGGAAAACCUGCAAGGGCCGAGGAAAGGUCAAGGAAAGGUCAAGGAAAGUUCAACGGUCACGAUAGUUGUCGUCCAGACAGCGUAAACACAUGACCUGCUCGCUAUUCGUUUUGGUGUGAACCAAAAAGUGUGUAAGGGUCUAAAGGUGCAGUCCAUCUGUAUUGUUUAGCACAGGAUGAUGUUCCUACUGGAAGUACUUUAAUCACACUUCCAGUAGGAACAGCGUCACAUUACAUUACAUGUGAACUUACUCAAUACUGUGGGCAAUAUGUCAUCAUCAGAAAAAAGGUCUUCUUUCUUUUAAGAUUACCAACUCCUCCUCCCCGCUCAGAUUAUGGAUUGCAUUUUACGAAGUGUUUGAGUCCUAAACUCACGUACUUGAAAAUAAAUCCUGCUAAAAGUUUGUUGCACUACUGCUUUCCUGGUAUUUUAGGAAAGCGCCGCUGCUUGCGGAGUACAUAUUGAAUAAAGUUAUAGAGAUGAGGAAGCCAUGGGCAACGGCAGUGGAGAGGCAGCACAUAACGCCAGAGACAAAACUAUCUGACGCUUCUUCAAUGCCACUGCUCAUGGAUGUCUCAAUAUAUAUAAAUAUAUAUAUACUUUGUUUUCACAUGAUUAUGUUCUUAUAGAUGUUUUUAAAUAGAUUUUUAUUGGCGGGGGGUUCCUACUGUAUGAACUGAUCUUUACCGAGGAGAGUUUAUUGAAUAUGCAGAUUUAACCCGCACCAGUCAUUUUACCUAUAAUCUAUCUGUCCCUUUUUACUUGAUUAACUGUGUCCUGUAGCAAUACCAAUUUCAAUCUUUGUCUUAAAUACAUUGUCCCCCCUUUAAAAUGUGGUGUCACUACCAGAUUUCUUUUGCGGUUGGAGUGCCAUAUUCAUAUUUAAGGAGACCUGAGUGGUGCCAGGAAGUCAGUCUCCACUGUACGUUUGUUUCCAGGAUACAAAAAAAAAACACUAAGGAUUGUCUGUUUGAAAAAGGAACUAUUUGAUCCAAAUGUCAUUGACACACCGCCCCCCCAUCCCACACUAAGCUCGAAGCCGACCCAUGCAAUACGGUCCCUGUUCCUUUUCCCCUCCUCCUGGGCCUGCACCGAGCGCACUGAUGUCAAAAGCUCCUGCUUCACACUGUGAUUUCUGCCUCGUUUCCCCUUCAUCCUGGACCUGGCUGCAGCUCAACACGACGGGGGGUCACGUCAAGAAAACGUGACACGAUAAAAUGAUGCUGUGUACGAGGUGUGUCUGCGGGAGGCGAGGAUCCUCUGUUUUUAGAAGAAAAAAAAUAUAGGAAAGUUGUGGCAAAACCACACAAUGAAGGAUACAAGACAGAACUGCAAGAGGAGGAUAUGAAUGUUUACGAGACAUUAGGGUUUUUUUGAGAACAUUUUGUGUGUGAAUAUUUGUAUACUGUAGAAGAAUUAAUUAAAAAAAAUGGAGGCA